Messenger RNA from Drosophila busckii, 1877 nucleotides. Its product is annotated as Ilp8. NCBI's taxonomy places the organism in Eukaryota, Metazoa, Arthropoda, Insecta, Diptera, Drosophilidae. Bases 114 to 1628 code for a protein of 504 amino acids. The transcript has 2 exons. The record is from RefSeq and is a predicted model, not a curated record.
GGAGCUUUGCAUUCCCCAUAAGACAACUGGCUUUGAGCAAAGACUGAAAAAGCUGCAAAAAGUUUGAGUGUCUUCACAUUUAAUUAGCAGCAACGACUGAGGUUGGAAUUAAAAUGGCAAACUUUUUCCAUUAUAAAAUCUUGGCUGCAAUUAUAUUCUUUGCCUGGAUAACAACGUUUCAGACAAAUCAAUUCAUUAACAACAAUUCCUGUCGCAUACCCGAUCCGGAUCCUUUUGAGGCGGACUUAAUGAAGAACUUUAAUCGGCUUAGCUAUAAGCCCUGUACCUUGCUACAACCAUUGACCUACGUGGAGUACAACGAAUAUACAGAGAGCUAUGUGCUCUAUAUUAAUGAAUCUGUGAUAGAAACAUACGUUAAGAUCGAUCUGGAAUUCGCUGUGCAGCCAGAUGUUUCGCUAGAUUGCUGCUACAUGUCCGUAAUUCGGAGAAAUGAAAAUAAAAUAGAGAUGGAAGAGUGUGAGGGCUUUAAGAGCAGCGUGGAGUUGCCCAAUAAGCUGGAUGGCUUCAUAGUACGUUGUCGAUUGAAUGGCAAACUAAUCUAUACAAACGGCCAUGCAACUGUUCCAGAGCGUGUGCAGUUACGGCAGCGUCUAAGCAAUUGGACAGCAGCAGCUGGUGGUCGAGCCAGACCCAGCGUUCUUCUGAUAGGCAUUGACACCAUGUCGCGUCAGAAUCUAAGGCGUGCCAUGCCAGACACGCAUCGUUAUAUGGAGGCAAAUAAUUGGUUUGAAAUGGCUGGAUAUAACAAGGUUGCUAACCACACCUUUCCGAAUUUAUUGCCAUUUUUGACUGGACUCAACUUAACCAGCGUGCUGAAGACGUGCAAUCCAUAUCUGUUUGCUGGACUGGACAAGUGUAACUUCAUUUGGCAGCUCUAUAGUGAGCUUGGCUAUGUGACAGCUUUUGGAGAGGACGAUGUGGCCAUUAAUACAUUUAACUAUCGGAAACAUGGAUUUUGGGAACGUCCAGUGGACUAUUAUAUGCGUCCUUAUUUGAUGGCGGCGGAGCACUGGCUGGAUAAGACGGAACGGGCGGACUACCAGCAAUGCUUGGGCUACGUUCACACUUCGGAACAUGUUUAUAACUAUGCCUUGGAAUUUACCAGGCGCUAUCGCAACGACAGCUACUUUGGUAUGUUUUGGACCAACACGCACAGUCAUAACGCGAUACUAUAUCAAUCCAGUGCCAUGGAUAAGUAUAUGGUGGAGUUUCUGCAACGUCUAGUGCGGCAGGGUACUAUGGAGCAUAGCGUGGUGAUAUUAUUAAGCGAUCACGGCGUACGUAGGGGAGGCUCUAAUCAAACUCGUUUGAGUUGGCUGGAGGAUCGGCAACCGAUGCUGUUCAUAUGGUUGCCAGGAUAUCUGCGACAACAACAACCAGAGCUGGUAGAUGCGCUGCGUAAAAACCGCAAUCGCUUGACGAAUCCCUUUGACCUAUACAUGACCCUCAAGCAUCUUUUAGCGCUAUCAGGUCGCAGCACUCGUGAGAUGUAUACUAGCGCUGCGGAUUGCGCCCAAUGCCAGAGCCUCUUGCUGCCUGUUAGUCCGACAAGGCGAUGUGCGGACGUUGCCAUUGCAGAUCAUUGGUGUACCUGUGGGAAGAUAUGAUUGUGUAAGCGAUGCAGUAAUUUGCCGAAAUAGGGUUACUUUAUAUAAAUCUAUUAUUGAUCGUAUUGUCUAAUUAUUUUGAAAACAAUUAGUCUCAAACGUUUUUUUUUUAAUAUUCAACCAUCAAAAAAUAAUAUUCUCCACAGCGAUUGUAAAGCUUAUCGAGCAAUUUAUCGAAUUUGCUUAAGAUAUUAAGAAUACGAAUAUACUUGGCUUAUGUGUGUUGAGCUUGCUGAAUAAAAUAUAUUU